AUGUGGAUUUUUACCACCCUGUAUGAUGGGUACGCUGCCCCUCGAUCCACUGCAGCCCUGCAUGAUGGGUACGCUGCCCCUCGAUCCACUGCAGCCCUGCAUGAUGGGUACGCUGCCCCUCGAUCCACUGCAGCCCUGCAUGAUGGGUACGCUGCCCCUCGAUCCACUGCAGCCCUGCAUGAUGGGUACGCUGCCCCUCGAUCCACUGCAGCCCUGUAUGAUGGGUACGCUGCCCCUCGAUCCACUGCAGCCCUGCAUGAUGGGUACGCUGCCCCUCGAUCCACUGCAGCCCUGCAUGAUGGGUACGCUGCCCCUCGAUCCACUGCAGCCCUGCAUGAUGGGUACGCUGCCCCUCGAUCUACUGCAGCCCUGCAUGAUGGGUACGCUGCCCCUCGAUCCACUGCAGCCCUGCAUGAUGGGUACGCUGCCCCUCGAUCCACUUCGGCCCCUUGA
Molecule: messenger RNA, 453 nt
Organism: Salvelinus namaycush (lake trout)
Lineage: Eukaryota; Metazoa; Chordata; Actinopteri; Salmoniformes; Salmonidae
Product: cuticle protein 16.5-like
Exons: 2
Coding region: 1-453 (150 amino acids)
Source: RefSeq, a predicted model, not a curated record